UUGGGUGGGGUGUGGGUCUAUAAUCUAUUUACUAGCAUUCCUACUGCAGUGCGUUCCCGUUAAUAAGAUUAGUAAUUAAAAUGCUUGAUAACAAUUGGCAAGUGUGUUUUCCUCUUCGUGUAGUGGGUUGGGCUGGCUUCAGCCUCAGGCUGGGCUGGAAGAGCACCUGAGACAACAACGAAGGCACUCGGGCUCCCGGGAACACAGGCACCCGCCAGCACUCGUCCUAGGAAGCCUUGGCAGCCCGUAUCGAGCGCGCAAGAAGCCAGUGCUAAGCGUGCAGGGAGCCGCGAUGGUGAAAAUGGAGAAAGCCCGGCCUUUGUGGGACAACCCCUUACAGUUCGUGUUCGCCUGCAUUUCCUAUGCCGUGGGACUAGGGAACGUCUGGAGGUUUCCCUACUUAUGUCAAAUGUAUGGAGGGGGUGGGUUUCUGGUCCCUUAUCUCAUCAUGCUGAUUGUUGAAGGGAUGCCCCUCCUUUACCUGGAGCUGGCAGUGGGACAGCGUAUGCGGCAGGGAAGUAUCGGAGCAUGGAAGACAAUAAGUCCCUAUCUUCGAGGAGUCGGCAUUGGCAGCGUGGUCGUCUCAUUCUUCCUGUCCACAUACUACAAUGUGAUUAACGCCUGGGCCUUUUGGUACCUCUUCCACUCAUUCCAGGAUCCCUUGCCAUGGUCCAGCUGCCCACUGAACAGUAACCUCACGGGCUAUGAUGAAGAAUGUGAGAAAGCCUCAUCAACUCAAUACUUUUGGUAUAGGACAACCCUCAAUAUCUCACCCUCCAUUCAGGAGAAUGGGGGCAUCCAGUGGGAACAGGCUUUGUGCCUCAUCUUGGCAUGGCUGGUGGUAUAUCUGUGCAUUCUGAGAGGCCCAGAAUCAACUGGCAAGGUUGUCUAUGUAACUGCAUCCCUUCCUUACUGUGUUCUCAUCAUCUAUUUGGUUCGAGGUCUUACCCUGCCUGGAGCCACCAAUGGCCUUGUAUACAUGUUCACACCCAAGCUAGAACAGUUAGCGAACCCAAAAGCCUGGAUCAGUGCAGCCACGCAGAUCUUCUUCUCCCUUGGUCUUGGGUUCGGCAGCCUGAUUGCCUUUGCCAGCUACAAUGAACCAUCCAACAAUUGCCAGAAGCAUGCCAUCAUUGUGUCCCUGAUUAACAGUUUCACGUCGAUCUUUGCCAGUAUCGUCACGUUCUCCAUCUAUGGCUUCAAGGCCACUUUCAACUAUGAGAGCUGCAUCAAUAAGGUGAUCUUGUUGCUGACCAAUGCCUUUGACCUUGAAGAUGGCUUUCUGACCCUAGGAAACCUGGAGGAGGUGAAAGCUCACCUAGCAUCUGCCUACCCAAAGGAAUACAGUGAAAUGUUCCCUCAGAUUAAAAACUGUAGUUUGGAAUCAGAACUAGAUACUGCUGUCCAAGGGACUGGACUGUCAUUUAUUGUCUACACUGAAGCCAUUAAAAACAUGGAGGUGUCCCAGCUGUGGUCGGUGCUCUAUUUCAUUAUGCUGCUGAUGCUGGGGAUAGGAAGCAUGUUGGGAAACACUGCUGCUAUCCUCACUCCUCUGACAGACAGCAAGGCUAUUUCAAGAUACUUGCCCAAGGAGGCGAUCUCAGGUCUUAUAUGCUUCAUUAACUGCAUCAUUGGGCUGGUGUUCACCAUGGAAUCAGGAAACUACUGGUUUGACAUAUUCAACGACUAUGCAGCCACUCUCUCCCUGCUGCUCAUUGUGCUGGUGGAAACAAUCUCUGUUUGUUACAUUUAUGGCCUAAGAAGAUUUGAAAAUGAUCUUCAAGUCAUGACUGGGUGUAAGCCAAACUGGUAUUGGAAAAUCAUGUGGGCUUUCAUAAGUCCCUUGCUUAUCAUCAGCCUGUUUAUUUUUUACAUGAUGGACUAUAUCCUCACGGGAACUCUGCAAUACCAAGCCUGGGAUGCGACACAGGGUCAACUGGUAACCAGAGAUUAUCCUACUUAUGCCUUGGCAGUGAUUGGGCUCCUCGUGGCUUCUUCCACCAUGUGUAUCCCCCUGGUGGCUCUGGGCACCUUCAUCAUGAACAGAUGGAGAAGGGGAAACACGUCUGCAACGGUGUGAGCAGCGGGACUCCUGAAGGCGUCUUUUUUGGAGCAGUCGAAAGAACCGUGUACGAAGACGUCCAUUUUUGUGUAGUUUGUAUUUAUAGAUUUACCUUCGUUGGAUGCCUUUUUAAUUUUAAUUUUUUGAACAUGCCUGUAGUACUCUGGAGAAAGUCUCUCAGCUUUCAGGACUUUAUCAAAGAGGAUGUAGGACCACAUGGCCAAAGGACAAGCGUUGAAGAAAACCCACAAACUACUCGUGACUUCCUCUCGUUGGUAACCCAGCAAGGUUACUUAGGACUGAUUUGUUAGCAAAGGCAUCUAAAGGAAAACAGGCUCUGGGAAGAGAUUUAAAAGUGACUUCCUUGUCAUUUGUGGCAAGGUAUAUUUAACUGUCCUCUGGUGUCGGUUUAUAUGGGAUCUGGUUGAAUUCAAGUUUUUAUUUUUCUUUCCUCGGAGGGAAAAAGACAAAGUCCUGAAAGUGUGUUAGAGGAACACUGGCUCUUUGAUCAGGUUCGAAUGUUUAAGAGUAGUCAAGAGAAGUACAGGUGCCCUGCAGACAAAAUCUUUUAGAAUAUAAACAAAUGGGCAGUUUCAAUUCUGUAAUAUGGCAUCCUCAUUCCCCUUUAAAUAUUUUGUUUGAAGAUUUAAGAUGAAGAUUGAAACGAUUUCAAUGAUAUAAGGAACUGCCAGGCAAAGAAAUUCCCCCUACCAAUGAAGGUUGGCACUUCUGCCGCUUAUAAGCUUUAGAAAACUGUCUAGAGCAGUGAGAGGUUGUGUGACUUGCCUAGGGUCACACAGCCAGUAUGUAUCAAAUGUGGGAUUUGAACCUGGGUCUUCAUGACUUUGAGACUGGCUUCAUUAUGCCAUGGAUGACUUUUGGAGAAUUUGCCCUUCUGAAUUUACCAAUAUGGCACCAAAUGGAACACAAAGCAAGAAGGUAUCCACCUGGGUGUCCAUUGGGAGCAUCUUAAUACAUAUUCUUUUAGUUAAAUCCACAGCCUUUUUUUUGGAAAAGAGGUAGGAGAAUUGUCUCUGGUCCCUUUCUGGACAGAGUGCUUCUGCACCUUUAACGAGUCUAACUCUGCAAACUACUCUUAACUACUCGGGGGCAUGUGUCAUAGAACCCAAGAUUGCCCCAUAUCAUGAUGAGGGGUCAGAGGAAGUUGUUAGUCAUGUGGCAUAAAAGGUUCUCUAAUACAAAUAAACGAGACAGUCAUGUGGGCUAUUUAACACAAUGUAGUAGAAACCAAUUAUUAAGCACCUACUAAAAUCCUUAUCAUCAUCAUUUCUGCUCCAUUUAUAUCGUGAUGAACUCAUAACAGAAUCAGGGUUGUAGAAUUCAGAAAGGGUUUCUAUGGGCAGGGAGACCAAAGUCCACAUGACAACUUCUUGAGAAACUUAUUCAACGUUCAUUGGACAGAUACUUGCUGAGUGCCUGGUAUGUGCCUAAGUGGUAAGGAGUAUCCAGAUAUGAACAAGCUAUGAUGCCUGCCCUCAAGGAGUUUACACUCAAGCAGGAGAGAUAAGUAAAUAUAAGAUAAAGUAGAGUGGUCUCAGAACGCAUGAGAGGCACCAUAAAAGUUCAGAGGAAAGAGGGGUCCAGUUGAGAGUGCAGGAAUCAGGAAAAACUUCAUGGAGGAUUUGAAUUGGAUCUUGAAACAUGGUAGGGAAUGAGGGAUGGUGGGGAAGGCAUUCCAGGCAUGGGGAAGCACAUGAACAAAUGAAGGCACAAGCAGUAGAAACUGCAAAACAUGUGAGGAGCAGUGAGUGGUCCAGUUUGGUGGUAGCAUAAGCUAUUUAAAGGGGAAGAGAAUGAGAUAAAGUCCAGAGGGGAGGCUGAAACCAUUUUGUGGGGGCAUUUCAGGCCAGGAUCAGAAACAAGGACUUAGGUGUCUAUUUUAUUGGUGUCUCUUUUUCUUCUCAUCGGAUAUUCCUCUGGAGCAAGGAGAAGCAUUGGAGAUGCAAGUCUUGGCGGCAGCUAAGGGGUGCAGUGGAUAGAGCACUGGACCUGGAGUCAGGAGGUCCUGAGUUCAAAUCCAGCCUCAGACACUGGACACUCACUAGCUGUGUGACUGUGUGACCCUGGGCAAGUCACUUGACCCCAAUUGCCUUACCAAAAAAAAAAAAAUGAAUGAACCAAUCCUUUCUUGUGCCAGGCUUUUCCUCCUUUGGUCCUCCCCUUGAUCCCUCCUCAUGCUGUCACUUCAAGCAUCCAAAAUUUCAAAUUUUGGAUGGAGUGGUGGAUGGCUUUGAAUAUGACAGCACAGAAUUUGAUCCUGAAUCCAUUGAGGUCUUUCCAGCGCCUCCACACAUCCUGCAAUUGGCUUAAUCUUAGGGAAUCCCCCCAUCCUGAAAUCAAGCAAUCAUCAGGAACCCUCUAAAUUUCUUUUCUCCAAACUAGACAUUCCUGGAGAAUCAGCCUUGGGUAGUGCUGGAGGUAGUGUUGGGAAGACUGGGGUUCGAAUCUUGCCUUAGAAACUUAACUAGCUGUGUAACCUUGAACGAGUCUCUCAACUUCUUGAAGUUUGUCUCAUGUUUGAGAGUCAAAUGGAUCAUCUGGACAAAGUGUUUUGUAAACCUUAAAGUUCUGUGUUGUUGUUUUUAAAUCCCUCAGCCAAUCUGGAUAUGCAUCUUAUGAUCAUGGCCUUCUUCUUCUGGAUACUACAAGUUCCCCCCCUCCCUUCUCUCUUAAUUUACUUCAUCUAACCCCUUCCUCCUCCAACAUGAGACUUGAGUCACUUGCCCCCUCAGGCAAACUGGAGAGUGUUGUGGUCGUGGCCUAAGUGGCUGAGGCACCCUGGGGAGAGGAAGCGAUGGGGUCAGGCACCACGGGGAAAGCUCUAGGCCAGACCAGCUGGACAAGAAACAGACAGACAUGAGUUCAUCUUUAUGCUACCUGCCCAAGUGCUUUGAAUAUAAUUGGCUGAGGACCAUCAAGGAUGACUGGAAUUUGAAAUUCCAGAAGUUGAAAAUUGCUCAGAAUUCUGAAUAUUGUGGGUAGAUCAUGACUUUGGAAAGACCUCAGAGGUCAACUAGUCUAACCCAGACACAGAGAGGUUAAACUACUUGCCCAAGGUAGGCAGUAAAAGAGGCCUUUUUGAUGCCGAAUCCCGGGCUUUUCCCCUAUAGAGAAAAAUGCCCAGGGUUUCAAUUUAGCCAUUUUGUUUUAGCCAAAAAGAAUUAGAUUAGAGCGACACCAAACAGAAUUCUCAGGCAUGCCUCAAAAAAUACUUAUUUAGAAGGUGCCUGAUACCUUCCACACCGCACAAAUGUGGCCAUGGUCAAGGUCAUUUUAGGCAUUUCUUUCACUGCAAGACAAAGGUGUUUGCCUGAUAACAUAGGAUAGAAAAAGAAGAUGCCAGCACUGGUUGAUCAUAGAGUCAUGAAUUGUCUCUUACUAGUUGUAUGACCUUAGGCAAGUCUGUUUUCUCCUCCACAAAAUGGGGAUAAUGAAUACUAUUUCCUCUGCUUCCCUCACAGGGCUGUUGUGAGGAUCGAAUGAGAUAAUGUAUGUGAAAAUGCGUUGUAAAUGCUUGUUAUUUUUUUAUUGUGCCGAAUAUUACUGACCCAGGCACAUUCUAAUCUUAGUCUGUAGCAGACAGUACCUGCUUCUCCGACAUAGGGGACAACCAGUCUUUCAAGAAACCUUAUAGAUAGACCUUUCCUAAAUUUGUGUUUAUUAACUGACACUGUAAAUAAAUCCUAUAUAAAUAUCUGAAAUACCUGGCACCCAUUGACUGUACUCUCUGGAGACAUCACCCACCUGGACCUCAGCUUCCCUUACAUUGGCCUCUCCUUGUAAUUACACCAGACAAAACCUCGUACUGUGUCUGAAAAUCCCUGUGGAUGGGGUCAGUGUUAAGGGUAGGAGUAAAACUUGGGGUGGAAAGUGGGGAGGGCGGGGAGGCUCUAGCUUACCUUGCUGCAUUUGAAAUAGCAGAUGGUCUAUUCUGAAUUCGUAUAACAUUCUGAAGACCAGAAGGCUGAUCCUUAGACCCGACAGAAGUCACCACUCUUUUUGUGGAUGAGUCACUUGAUAUGUGUGAUAUGUUUUAUGUGUGCCCUCAACAAAUUCAUUUCUGAGCCAAUUUAAAGAAACUUAACAUUGCAAGUGCCAUUUUUACAAGAUGCUUCAUGAGAUAAAUCAGAUUGACUAUUUUUCUUAUUUUAGAUGAAAGCUUAAUUCACCAAACAUAGUAAGCACUACUACUACUACGUGUAAGGCACUAGGAGGCAGGUGGGCCACUUUUGAUCUUGGACCCACAACCCACCUGGGGAACAACAGGAACGUGGGGGGGGGGGGGCGGUGCGCUAGGUAUAACCAUUUCCUUUCCAACUUUUUAUCUGCCAUGUAAUAGAUGUUGUCAUUGCUUUGGUUACUUGCAGCAUGAAAAUUAAAACUGCCAGGAGGGAGCUGAAAAGCGGUCGAGUUUAGACAUUCCCAGGUGAAACCCUGGGUCAGGGCAAGAGCUUUGUACAGGAUAUGAUUUUGGAGAAGCCACCAAGAUACAUACUUUAAAGCCAUUAAUGUUCUGGCUCCAGUCUAACUUUACAACAGGCAUUUCACAUUGGUUAGGUUGUUCUAUGAACUAUUUUUAUUAUGAAAAAUAUUAGCAUCACAACCUUCACUAACUGGGUACCACCAGACUGGUUCACUUAUCGAAUAAAAGAGAAAGAUCUUAAAAGGACCUCAGGGGCCGUGUGGUUUAAUCUUCCCAUUUUACAGAUGAGGAAACUGAGGUCCAGGGAAGUUGUGUGGCUUGCCCGAGGUCACAUAGGGAGUAGAUGUCAGAGCUAGGUUUUGAACCCAAAUCCUUGGACUCCAUUCAAUGCUCCAGUCAUGAUACCAUGCUUUGAAAUCAGGACUCCUUCCUGUCCCCCAUGCCCAGGAUACACUCCUUCCUCACCUCUACCUCCUAGAAUUCUCAGCUUCCUCCAAGCUUGGCUCUUUUACUGGUAAUUUUCCCCGAUGACACAUCGGUGCUCUCUCCCAUAAGAUCACACACAUAUUUAUCCUGCUUGUGUCCCCACAGAAUGCGAGUGCCCUGAGGGCAGCAACUGUUUCUCAUUUUGUCUUCAUAUUUCCAAUACCUAAACAGUGUCUUCUACCCAGUACGUACUUAAUAAGUGUUUGGUACAUUGGACUAAAUUGGUUUGAUUCAUGUAAGUCCACAGCUGGUUUGGACCAGUUGUAUCUGUUUGCCUCAGUUUCCUCAACUAUAUAAUGGCGAUAACAAUAACACCUACUUCCCAGGACUUUUGUGAGAUGGAAUGAAGUAAUAUUUGUAAAAUGCUCUGUACGGUGCUUAGUAUAUAGUAGGUGCUUUAUAAAUGCCAGGUAUUAUUAUCAUUACUUAAAACCUUUAGGUCAAAUUUGAUAUUUAAACUUAAUUAUGAAUCCAGUGAAAAUUGUAGUUUGACUCUUCGUCCAAAUGUCUAUUUCUGUCGAGGGCGUGG
This is a messenger RNA of Dromiciops gliroides (monito del monte), 7521 nucleotides long. RefSeq names its product solute carrier family 6 member 20 (gene SLC6A20). NCBI's taxonomy places the organism in Eukaryota, Metazoa, Chordata, Mammalia, Microbiotheria, Microbiotheriidae. Gene Ontology annotation, cellular component: plasma membrane. Gene Ontology annotation, biological process: sodium ion transmembrane transport. The record is from RefSeq and is a predicted model, not a curated record. Gene Ontology annotation, molecular function: L-proline transmembrane transporter activity.